AUGCUCCGUGAUACUAGUAGUUCAUUAACACCUACGUCCUCGAGGAAUGCGCGGAGGAUUUCAAAUAAUAACCCUUUCAGAGGAAUAUCUACUGAAGCAGGGGGGCUUUUAGAAAAAGAUCAGUCCGAUUUAGGUUUCAAUUCAUGGGUGUUGGGUAACAGAGGCUCUAGUAAAGCAGAUAAAGUAGAGGAAUUAAUGACAGGGAUUGGAGUUGAAGAUAACAAUGUUAAAAAUGAUGUGGCAAACUCGUCGCACAGUGAUAAGAGGGAUUACAGAAUGAGGAAACCACCAAUGCGUCCAGCAUCGAACAAUCCAUUUCUGGACGACCUGGAGAGUGGUUCCAGUAGUAAGACAUAUGAUUUUACAGAAGAGGCGCAAAAUUGGAAAAAAGACACUAAUGGCUACGAAAGGCCUGAAACUAUUACGAGAGAGAGAGGUGAGCGUUAUCGCAGUGCUCGUGAGGAGAAAGAAGACUUGAGGCGGGCGUACAUGGAAGAACGUAAAGUGUCGGACAGGCACUGCCACGAAGAAGACCUGCCACCCUCGUAUGAAGAGGUAGCUGGUAGUAAACAGAGAUAUAGUAGAAAAGAAAAACUACCAGGACGGUUUACAGGUGCUAGUUCUGAUGUGAAGAGUCAAAAGCUUGCACACGGCCAAGUGUCCUCGCGGUCGACUGGGCGAUCCCGCACAUCUGGGCCUCACCAUCCGGGCGAGAGAAGUGAAAAAAAAAGUCACCACUAUAGGGCUACCGGGGAUAGGAAACAGCACAGUUCUUCCACGAAGGACAAAAAUGGAUCGACAAAGCAUGUACCAGAAAAUGUUGACACAAUCGACAAGUUGGAUGUGACGGGUUUGUUUGGAGGUGCAUUUCACCAUGAUGGACCUUUUGACGCCUGCACUCCACAUAGGAAUCAGAAUAAGAAGGUAGCACCUGUGCUGGCGUUCCCAAAGGACGGACCUAAUUCCACUUUGACAGGAGUAACAACCGCUCCUUCCGCUAGAGGGCAAGUUUUUGGAAUCGAAGUCGACGAUGACUCCUAUCUGUAUCAUUCAAUAAAAACAUCUAAGAUCGCAGGCUCUAGUGCAAGCACACUGUCCGAUGGAAUUCCAAAACAGAAUGUAACACAGUUUGACGCUAAAAAUAAAGCGGAUUUGGUGCAUGGUCCUACUACUCAAGGUUUAGGCUCUACCACAUUUUUGGAUGGUGCACCCGCUGCGCCGGCGGCCAUUGAAGAUAUGAAUAAACACUCUACUAUUGGAAGAAAGAAAUCUUUGAAUCAAAGGCUUACUAAAGGGAUAUCAGGCGACUCAGAAAGGCGAUCAAAUCUGAAACUGACUAAUACACAUCCAGGCCAUGUUGACUUUGAUUCUGGCGGUAAAGGCGAAGAUGACGACAAUGAUUACGAUAAUGUUCGUGGCGAUCAAGAUACCAAGAAAGCUCUUUCGGGGAACAAGUUUUUGCGCAGAGUGAAGAGUUUGAAGGUAAGCAGAAGAGGCUGA
Eremothecium sinecaudum is the source of this 1500-nucleotide messenger RNA. RefSeq names its product Pal1p (gene PAL1). NCBI's taxonomy places the organism in Eukaryota, Fungi, Ascomycota, Saccharomycetes, Saccharomycetales, Saccharomycetaceae. The record is from RefSeq and is a predicted model, not a curated record. The transcript has 2 exons. The coding region runs from base 1 to 1500 and encodes 499 amino acids. Gene Ontology annotation, cellular component: cytoplasm.